Molecule: messenger RNA, 1636 nt
Organism: Chelonus insularis
Lineage: Eukaryota; Metazoa; Arthropoda; Insecta; Hymenoptera; Braconidae
Gene: Atg10
Product: Autophagy-related 10
Exons: 6
Coding region: 177-842 (221 amino acids)
Biological process (GO): macroautophagy; protein modification by small protein conjugation; protein lipidation
Cellular component (GO): intracellular anatomical structure
Molecular function (GO): Atg12 transferase activity
Source: RefSeq, a predicted model, not a curated record
AGAGAGGAUACGAAAAACACACAGAACUUGGAAUCACAGACACGCGUUCUUGCCUAUACGCCGUUUAAUAUUUUACUACGCAUGCGUUCGAGAUCAAGUACUUGAUGCGCGCGCAUUCUAAUCCAAGGUUCAGGAUUCACUAGCUAAUGGAGAGUCAAUUUUGGUAAUGGUAUCCCAUGGAUGGACCUGGAACUAUUACGUGGGAGGAAUUUGUGGAGAAUGCAGAGAGUUUUGUCCGAGUUUCGGAUGAAAUUUUGGACAGUUGGGAACUUCGAGGUGACAAGAAUAAACCUGCUCAGGCAUAUUUAAUCCGUCAAGUCAAAACCUUUGUACCUUUUGAUUAUUUUAUAAUCAAUCCCGAAGCUCAAUCCAUCGAUAAAUUAAACGAAGAAUUUGUCAAUAAUAUUAAGGAUCCCUUUGAAGCUCAGAACACUCAAGAAAUGCCGUUGAUUACCGAACAUCAUGUAUUAUGGUCUAUGAGCUAUAGCGUUCCAGUAUUAUAUUUCAAUGCGUGGAUUUCAGAUUUUCCUGGUAUUAAUGCAGUGACUGUCGAACAGGCUCAACAACUUGUCCCUCAAGGAACUUUAAAGUACAAUGAGUUAUCCCAGGCUAUUCACCCAAUUCUCGGUACAAUAUUUCUUCACCUUCAUCCCUGUAUGUCCAAGGAAUUACUUCAAAAUACAUCAACGAGCAAUAAUAAAUUAGUUAGCUGGCUGAGCACGGUUGCACCAGCAGCAUUGAAUUUAAAAGUUGGAAAUGAAUACUUUGAAUUGACAAGGACAAACAAAUCUGUUAUUAGCAAGGAAGUGGACGAAGAGAAAUUAAUCAAUAUCAAUAUUUGAUUAUUUUAUAAUUACGUCUAUAUUGGACGGUAAUACUUUUAUCAUGAUGAUGAAACUGUGAUCUCUGUUGUAAAUAAAAUCGAAUAAGGUAUUUAAAUUGACUUUAUAUCUAGAAGAGUAAGCCAUAUCAAUAACUAAUAUCAUUUAUUAAUUACAAUUUUUUGACAAUAUUCUAUGACUGAUGAAGAUAUUGACUAUGUUGAAAGAUUAAGCUUUAAUGAAGUUCAAAAAAUAAUUCAAUAACUUCUGGAAUCUAGCAUAAAUUGGAGAAUAGUUAAGAUACUUAACAGAUUAUUAAGGAAUUAAUAAGAUUAUUCACCAUAACGAUGUAUUAUGAUUAUAUGAACUGAAGAGAAGUGAAUCGAGAGUUCCAGGACAACCGCCAUCGAUGCGUUCGCAAAUGAUGAGAUUAUUGAUCCUAUGAGUGAAUGCGCGUGUCUGUUUUCUCGGAACGUGAGUACAGCAUUUAGCUUUUCAAAUGACACAGGUAUUUGGCUGAGCUGUUGAAACCUCAGUGUUUAUUCAACUCUGGAUUUCCUACAAUUACCAAAAUGGUUUGAUUAUUGAAUUUAAUUCUAUUCAACUAAAACAAUUAAAUAAUAAAUAUAACGAUAAUAAUUUUUUAUUUUUCGUUGUUAUUAUUACGUUUAUGAACAAAACUAACUGAGAAAAAUUCAAUCGUCAUUCAGAAUAUUGUUUAUGAAUCGUUUAUGCCUAGGCUACUGGAACUUUUCUUUCAUUUUAUUUGUAAAUUAAUUAAUUGUUAAAAAAGAGGACAGUAUUUUUUUAUUAAA